ACGACCUCCAGAAACAAGACGGCUUCGACUCCUCGACUGGCUCCCCUUCGGAUUAUCGGGCAGUUCGCAGUCAACGACCAACAGUGCUGACCAUGAGGUGCGCAACUUCGUGUUGUUCGCCUGCUUGGUCAGCUUCGUGCUGCUCAUGUCCUUUUUCGCCGUGCCGAACCGAUCGAAAGCCAAGAACGCCACUCAAGCUGCGAUGCAGCUGUCGGCGCCUGGUUACGAUCCCAGAGUAGCGCAGGGCAGCGUCUCCUCACAAACCGAACAACGCGCCACGCUUCCGAGAAAUGUGCUACCCGUUCACUACGACUUAGAACUGAAUGUCAGCGAUAUCGAGGCGGGGGGCAAUUACCGGGGCAGAGUGAACGUGGUUAUCGACUGCGUCGAGAAAGGCUCCACCACCAUUACAGCCCAUGCCGUGAACGUUACCGUUCGAGAGGCCAACAUCAGCACUUACUCUGGCAACCAGAAGAUUAGCAACGUGGUUAUCCAUCAGCGCUCGUCGCAGCCCGAUCUCAUCGACACGGUUGUGUUUGAUCUGGGUUUUGAGUUAGUUCAAGGCACCGUGUACAACCUCACGGCCACUUUCACCGGGACUUAUCGCGCGGACAAUGCGGGUCUCGUUGUCAGAAAUUACACCGGACAAGGUGGUAAGAUGACUAAGGUCAUGACGGCUCACUUGUGGAACGGACACGCCAGGUACGCCUUUCCCUGUUUCGAUGACUUGUCUCUGAAGGCCACUUUCAACUUGUCUCUCAUGCGCGACAAAGACUUUGAAGCCAUUUCUACUUGGGAGUUAAAGAACACCACAGUGAUGGAGGGAAACAGACGUAUGGACAGCUUCGAAAUGUCGGUGCCUAUCUCGCCGUCCCAAGUUGUGUUCGGUGUGUUCAUAGGGCUUGAUAUGAUAAAUGAAGGUUACUCGAAGUUGUUCGCCAUUCGUUACGACUUGCCUUACCUCGACAUGGCUCUCAAGUCCUUCGUAAAGAUGUUCGACUACAUGGGUGUAUUGCUGAAAGUGCCCUUGCCGUUUCGAAAAAUUAACAUAAUCGCCAUUCCCGAUGCAAAAGAAAGCAUCUCUCCAAACUGGGGACUGGUGAUUCUCGGCGCUCCCACCGUAGCUUACGACGAGGAAUCACUGAAUACGCAAAGGCGAGAGUCUAUCCUCAUGAAGCUCGCUCACGUAGUUGCGCACCAGUGGUUUGGAAAUCUUGUCUCUGCACGCCAAUGGGACGACGUCUGGCUCUUUGAAGGACUCGCUUUCGUGUUCCAACGGAUGAUGCUUCGCGAUGUGUUCCAGGCCAAGGUGUCCGACAGCCAUUUUGCCAGAAGGGUCGCCGAUGUGUUACGCGCAGAGGACAUGAAAAAGAGACUAUCCAGGCCUCCCAGAUGGCUACCUGGUAUCUGCGACCAUCCGCUCUUGCUGAGAUCAGAAAUGAUCAUGGACGUCAUUUUGCAAAGUUUAACAAUUGAAGAGUUCGUCAAGUCGGCUGCUGCUUUCCUCCAUAGGACUCGUUACAGAGCAGCCAGUGUGAAGGACUUGCUGCUCGCCUUCCGACUUCAGAACGGUUCUUCAGAUGUCGCGGACAAGAUGGAGACGUGGAUUAACAACAUCGGCUAUCCCCUCGUCACAGUUAAGAAGUACGCUCACCGGCCUGGUUUCAAGAGACUGUCACAAGUGUCAGUAUGUUACGGCGGCGUCAAGUGUUUUAACCAAUCAUGGCAGCUGCCACUGCACUACGUCGUCUACAAGCGUUCGGGCGAAAUCACUGAAGGCAGUCUGUGGUUGCUCCAGUCUGAACUCAACUUCUUCCUUAAUGCUACCGAUGAAGACAUUGUCCUCUUCAACAAGAAAGGGCUGGGAUACUACAGGGUCAAUUAUGAACAAGAUGAGUGGGCUUCGAUCAUCAGAGCACUCCACAACGCUACACUGUUCGACUCUGGCACAAAACUUCGCCUUCUCGAUGACAUCUUCAAGCUUGCUGACGCGGGAGUGACGCCGUACUCCAACUUCUUUGCAGCCGCCCUGCACAUCAAAAGUGAGAAGGACCAAAACGUGUGGACUGCAUAUGGGGACAUUGCUUCGUAUCUGGACUCGAUGCUUCUUCAAAGCGAGUUCCAAGAUUCGUGGCGCUCUUACAACCACAGACUGCUCGAAGGCAUCGUGGGCGACAUUAUGAAAGGCAAGGACAGCCCUUAUCCGAAAGUGUUUCAGAGGCAGAUCAUGGAACGAGCAUGCUGGUACGCGGAACCUCAGUGUCUUCAGUUAGCGCGAGAUGUACUGAACGGUUAUAUGACUGGCCAGAGGAAAACUGUGAUUGGAUCUCCGCUGCCCGACGGGAAGCUCCUAUGUGCCGCCAUAUUGCACGGCUCUGCCGAACUGUGGGACAUGCUGUGGUCCAAGCUGUUCUCCGCUGCCAGCCUGGAACACGCGGCGGUUCCACUGGACGCCGUGCUCCACGGGCUAAGCUGCACCACAGAUCGCCACCGAUUAUGGAAGCUUCUAAAUGAGACGACGGUAUCGUCUCUGCUUAAAGAUCACCGUAGCUUCGUGAUGCACAACGCAGCGGCUUCCAAGAUGUCUAGCGAGGUGAUGAUGGAGUUCCUCCUGUCCAAGUGGCAAGAGGCAGGGAACAACACUGCUGGCAUCGACAAGAACGUGCGCGACGUUCUGUUCCGAAUGGUCUCUCGCAAUGCCAAAACGACGCACGAAGUCAGUCUCCUCACAGCCGCCUUGGCGACUACGUCGAACAACCGGCUGUUGUCGGAAGCAUUCACGCUUGCUGUUGAACAGCGUAAGCAUUACACAUCCUGGCACAGAGACCAUGAUUCAGAGCUCGUGAAAGCAUUCGCUGCCUAGGACACUACUGU
Molecule: messenger RNA, 2874 nt
Organism: Rhipicephalus sanguineus (brown dog tick)
Lineage: Eukaryota; Metazoa; Arthropoda; Arachnida; Ixodida; Ixodidae
Product: aminopeptidase N
Exons: 1
Coding region: 146-2863 (905 amino acids)
Biological process (GO): proteolysis; peptide catabolic process
Cellular component (GO): cytoplasm
Molecular function (GO): metalloaminopeptidase activity; zinc ion binding; peptide binding
Source: RefSeq, a predicted model, not a curated record